This is a messenger RNA of Manihot esculenta (cassava), 384 nucleotides long. RefSeq lists its product as uncharacterized. The record is from RefSeq and is a predicted model, not a curated record. Bases 1 to 384 code for a protein of 127 amino acids. The transcript has a single exon. Lineage: Eukaryota; Viridiplantae; Streptophyta; Magnoliopsida; Malpighiales; Euphorbiaceae.
AUGAAGAAGAAAUAUCAAGGCUCUGCUGGAGUGAAGCAGGCACAACUUCAAGUCUUGAGAAGAGAUUUCAAGACUUUGCAGAUGAAGGAUGGAAAAUCUGUCACUAGUUAUUGUGCUAGAGACAUGGAGAUAAGUAACAAGACGUGGUUCCACGGCAAGAAGAUAGAGGAUGUAGCCAUUAUGGAAAAUAUAUUGUGCUCUUUAACACCAAAGUUUGAUUAUGUCAUUUGCUUUAUUGAGGAGUCAAAAGACAUAGAUUCGCUCUCUAUUAAUGAGUUGCAAAGCUUCUUAUUGGUCUAUGAGCAGAAGAUGAAUCGAAGUUCAAAUUUUGAGGAGCAAGCUUUGAAGGCUUUUACUAAUACUCAUUUCUCAAGCUCUACAUGA